AUGGAACCUUCCAGGAAAUACACGUACGUUCCGCCUCCUGACGUCGGCCCUUCUGCUGCUAGUUCAGCAGCAGCCGCUGCUGGUGCAGGUCCGGCUGGUGCUGCUGCUGCUGCUGCUGCUGCUGAGAGUGAGCGAGCAAGUGCAGGAGGGAGUGGGACAGGCAGUGAGGCAGGGGGGGAGCCGGCAGAAGCAGCAGUGCAGGCAGGGGAGGUGAUUCGGGUGAACCUGAAGAACCGCGAUGUGGACUUGCAGCCGCUCUUCUCCCACCUCGCCUCCGCCGCCAACAUCCUUCUGCGCUGGAACCGCGGCGUGCUCACUCGGCUCUUCCUGGAGGCUUAUAGCGUGGACAGGGAGACUUAUAAUGGGGAUGGAGGAGGGGGAGAGGCGGGGAGAGGGACGGAGGGAGAGUGGGGGAUGAGGGGCAGCAGACAGUGGGCUUUAAGGUGCCGUUUCAGACCAAAGCCUGAGGUGUGGCAACUCAUCCGACCGUUCGAUCAGCAGCUGAGGGGCGAUCGGACGGUCGUGAUUGGUCUGCACAUCCGGUUCGAGGACAGGGCAGUGUGGGGUGAGGGAGGGGAGGGCGCACCCUUAUCACUCUCAGAGGAGCGAGUGAGGGAGAUGGUGGAAGAGGUUCGACCCACUCUUGAAUGUGCCAAGCGAGUGCAGGAGUGGCAUAUCCCCUCCUCCCUCCCUGUCAAGUGGCUGCUGCUCUGCAACUCCAUGCAAGUCAAGCACGCCAUUCGCGAGAAGUACCCAGACAAGGUGGUAACCACCAACUUCACUCCUCGCCACGCCAACAGCAUGAGUGGGGAAGACACCACCAUGCAGCCCUCCUUGUCCACCUCCUCUCCCUCCUCUCCCUCCUCUCCCUCCACUCCAUUCCUCGAGCUCAUAGCCGAGUGGUUGCUGCUAGCCUCCUCCCAGUUCUUCAUCAUUCCCAACUCUGGCUUCUCCCGCACGGCGCUGCUCUACUCCAUGCAUCCGGCAGGAUCCGCUUUUAUGCCACCGGAUAACUGCUUCCCUGACGUGCCUGUUAACCUCACAUGGCUGGGGACCACGUGGAGCAGAAUAUGA
Molecule: messenger RNA, 1074 nt
Organism: Closterium sp. Naga37s-1
Lineage: Eukaryota; Viridiplantae; Streptophyta; Zygnematophyceae; Desmidiales; Closteriaceae
Source: the annotation of a GenBank genome assembly